Molecule: messenger RNA, 1625 nt
Organism: Suillus discolor
Lineage: Eukaryota; Fungi; Basidiomycota; Agaricomycetes; Boletales; Suillaceae
Exons: 6
Coding region: 39-1625 (528 amino acids)
Source: RefSeq, a predicted model, not a curated record
GUCACGGUCAAAGUAGCAUCAGCUGAGCCUGCCACACAAUGUUGCUCCUCACCGAAUCAACUUUGUUUUUCCUUAAUCUUACUUCCAGUAUCAAUGCGACCACUCAGAAACUCGCAUUAGGUGGUCGAGUGACCAACUGGGUUUCAGGAGUCAAGCCUGGAAAGUCGGAACCAUCAUCCCGUGCAUCCAGCAUUUCGACUCGAGAGCCUCCCUCGACUAUCUUUUCACACAACACUGUUUCCUCUGCAGCAACUUCAGCCACUCAACCUCCGACUCCGAUUCCUGCAGCUCAAACCAAAUAUGUGCCUGACGAUGCCCUUACUGGUGCCUUUGGAGAUGAAAUUGAUGAUUCGUUAGAGUAUGAGGCUACUUGCACAGAGGGGAAGCAAGACAAAGGGAAAACUAAGGUCGUCUCAAUAUUCGAUGAAAACUCCGACUUUGAUGAGCCUCAGGUGGGCCAAGGACUUCUACAAUAUGAUGACUCGGAGCUUGAGUUAUCGCGGGAGCCUAGGACUCCGUUCACGCAGGCACCAAAUCUGAAAUCCUUCAAGCGCAAAGCUAAUGAAAUUCUUGUCUUAGAUGAAGUGUCAGAGGCUGAGUCUGUGGUGUCCGAUUGGUCUAUGGAAGUUGAAGGUGUCAACAACCCGAUCGUGUGUGUUGAUGAAUUGUCUCAGCCUGAACCUAUUGUGGUGAAGAAGGAGAAGGUUUUGCGUACGACAACCUCAACGUCUGUCACCACUUCUGUUGCCGAUAUGGACACUACGCCGGAGCACAUGAAAGCACGUGACGCCUAUUGUACAGUUGACUUACCUGCAGCCAUACAAGCAGACCAGCGCUGGAUGAAUAAAUAUCUCCCUACCAUAAUGCUGUGGGCUGGAAGUUAUGAAGACAUCUGGGUUAUCCCAGACGAGGUUCUUCUCCAUCACGCUCAGCUUAUUUUCGACGCAGUAUACAAAGAUCUUAAUAUUGUUCUCGUUCACAAUGGUGUGGUACAUUCACUUACUGCACAGCACAUCUCAGAAUGGCACAGUAAUUUUGGCUCAACAGCCAUAAUCAUUAUCGUGAACUUUAUGACACGUAAUUCCGACUGCGCUCCUAGCGAUCUGGCAACGUCCCUUGUCCGCGACUGGGCCUUCUUAUAUGAGAACCCUGAUAGUCCAUCUCCUCUCACAGCUUACUGCUCUCCCUUCAUCUUACAGCUGCUUGACACAGCACACCUCAACGUCAUCAAAGGGUAUGUGGAGGUUCCCUCCUUCGACAUGCAUGAGCUUGUGAUGAGCGGGAUGUCUCGCCCUCUCUGCUGUAGCGCCCUUGGGUUGAUCAAAAACAAACAAGUGAAGGUUCAGGAUGAGUUGUCGUCCGCAUCACGCAGUAAAGUGGUCAUCGAACUACCGAAGGUCCUCAACAAAUCGAUGGGGACACCAUUUUUAUUUUCGGCGACUCUCUGGUCCAAACCAACCAAGGCGUUUAUCAAGUCGAUUUUGAGCAAGCCUGCUGGGUAUGUGGAGGCCACCAUAGAAAUGGCACGCACUACAGUAAAUGACACCACUGAUACGCCGUCGAGCUUGCUCGAUGAUGAGGAGUCGGAGUCGGACGAGCGAGCUAUUACAUAUCGGUGUGAGUGA